Aspergillus pseudoviridinutans is the source of this 1050-nucleotide messenger RNA. RefSeq lists its product as uncharacterized. Lineage: Eukaryota; Fungi; Ascomycota; Eurotiomycetes; Eurotiales; Aspergillaceae. Bases 1 to 1050 code for a protein of 349 amino acids. The transcript has 5 exons. The record is from RefSeq and is a predicted model, not a curated record.
AUGACUGAAUAUCGUUUGCUCCUUGCUGGUGCUACAGGCUAUAUUGGAGGGUCGAUUCUUACUGGCCUUCUUCAGUCGAAGAAUGACGCUCUGUGCAAAGUCAAGAUAUCGGCUCUGGUCAGGGGCGAGGACAAAGCCGUGGUGCUCAACCAACUGGGUGUGCAGCCUAUUGUGGUCUCAGAUUACGGCGAUUUUGAGACAAUCCGGAAGGCAGCCCGGGAACAUGAUGUUGUUAUCAACGCUGGGUUUGGACUCCAUCCUGGUGUUGGAAAAGCACUAGUGGAAGGCUUGGGAGAGAGAAAGAAGGAAACCGGCAAGGAUGCAUACAUUAUCCAUACGUCCGGUGUGUCUAACAUCGCGGACUUGCCUCUCAGCGGUAGAUUCAUUGAGACGCGUGUUUUCAGUGAUAAAGAUGAUAUCUACACAUAUGAGGAAGGGCGAGAGUCACAGAUACCAUACCCACAGCGUACAACUGAGCUGACUAUUAUCAACACUGCGGAUAUGCUCAAUGUGAAAGCAUACAUCAUAUUCAAUCCUAUUAUUUAUGGGAUUGGACUGGGGCACUUUAACAAGUUCUCCUUUCAGAUUCCAUUUCUUAUUAGGAAGUCUCUUGCGCACAAGCAAGCCAUCAUGGUUGGUAAGGGAGAUGGAAUCUGGGGCCAUGUCCAUAUCGAAGAUUUGGUGGACCUAUAUCUCCUUAUCCUGGAGAAGAUAGUCCUUUCAAAGGCGGAGGGCAUCCCAGUCAACAGAAAAGGGAUCUACUGCUCUGAGGCAGGUGAGAACACAUUCCUUGAUAUCUCAAGGGAGAUUGGAAAGGCUGGUAAGGCUCUGGGAGUAUUUAAGGCAGAUGAGGUGAUGAGUAUGUCGUUGCCAGAAGCAACCAAGGCCAUCGGAUUUGAUGAGGCGGUGGUGGAGUUGGCUUUUGCAUCCAAUGCCCGCACCAAGUCAGACCGUGCUCGUGAACUGUUUGACUGGAAGCCAAAGAAGACGUUCGAGGAUUUCAAAAAGAGUAUUCAUGAUGAGUUCAAGGCGCUGUAUCAGGGUAGAUGA